AAUAGGUCAUGAAGCUAACUACUCCUCUACAUAUAGCAUAAUCAUAUAUACAUAUAACAUAUAUACAUAUAUAUAAUAUAUACACUCUCUCAUGUGCAUAUAUCCAUCUAUCUACUCCAUUAACCAGUGUAUUAAUGGAGAAAGCAAGAGAUCUCUGCAACUUCUGACCUAAGUAAGGAAUUUUCUCCACUCUGUUCCUUCUAUUUUGCUUCUCCUAGGGUUUUGAACCUUCACCAGCUCCAUCUGCACUUCAAAUUGCUCCAAAUUUCAGUUCCUACACAUAUAUACAACCACUUGUAUGUAUAACUUCAUGUAUUGAAGUUUGAAAUCGAACACGUUCGUUGCGGUUUCCGUUUUAGGUUUCAAAGUUACGGAUCAGGUUUAUGAGAUCUGUAAUUUGCUAUAUUUAGAUAAUAAGAUGUUUGUUUGUUAACUUAAUGUUAGUUAUAGUUCAAAAUCUUUGUAAUAACAUGAUAAUAUCUGCAGAUUUUAUCAUUUUAUGAAUGUGUUACUGAUUUAGACUCUACGUUGACUUUUACUGUGUGUUUUGAGGCUCUACUGUGUGUGAAUUUGAAUUUGGAAGAGUAGAUUAGGUUUUUUCAACAGUUUUUAGCAGAUUAGGGUUUAUACAUUGGGGAUAUGGCGUUUGGGAGGCAUGAGAGGGUUCAGUUUAGUAAAAUCUAUUCGUUAUCGUGUUUUCGGCCUUCAACUAGAGAUGAGCAUGGUCAGAUUGGACAGAAAGGUUAUUCUAGAGUGGUGUAUUGUAAUGAUGUUGAUAAUCCGGAGGCGGUUCAGUUGAGAUACCGUGGGAAUUAUGUGUCGACCACGAAGUAUACGGCGGUUAAUUUUUUACCGAAGUCUUUGUUUGAGCAGUUUCGGCGCGUUGCGAAUAUUUACUUUCUUGUUGUAGCUUGUGUUUCGUUUAGUCCGUUGGCGCCGUUUCGUGCUUCUAGUAUUCUUUUUCCUUUGUUGUUGGUGAUUGGAGCUACUAUGGCAAAGGAAGGUGUGGAAGAUUGGAGACGCCGGAAACAGGACAUAAAGGCGAACAAUCGAAAGAUCCACGUUUACAGAGACCACUCAUUUUCCGAAAGAAAAUGGAAAGAUUUACGUGUUGGUGAUCUUGUUAAGGUCCACAAAGACGAAUAUUUUCCAGCAGAUCUUCUUCUCCUUUCAUCAAGCUAUCCCGACGGGAUUUGUUAUGUUGAAACCAUGAAUCUCGAUGGUGAAACGAAUCUGAAAUUAAAACACGCAUUUGAUUUCACUGCUUCCUUACAAGAUGACGACUCAUUUCGCCAAUUCAAAGCAGUGGUCAAAUGUGAAGAUCCAAAUGAGGAUUUAUACUCGUUUGUUGGGAACUUAAGCUACAAUAAUAAUCAGCAUCCACUUUCACUUCAACAAGUUCUGUUAAGAGAUUCAAAGCUUAAAAACACUGAAUACGUUUACGGGGUGGUUAUUUUCACUGGGCAUGAUACUAAAGUCAUGCAGAAUGCUACAGAUCCACCUUCUAAAAGAAGUAAAAUAGAAAGAAGAAUGGACAAAAUAAUCUACAUUCUCUUCAGCACUUUGAUUUCUAUAUCUUUCAUUGGGUCAAUCUUUUUCGGGAUAAGAACCAAUAGAGAUUUGAACAAUGGAAGUUAUAGAAGAUGGUAUCUUGAACCAAGUCGUACAACUGCUCUUUACGACCCGAAAAGACCCGCAUUAGCUGCAUUACUACAUUUCUUAACAGGCCUUAUGUUAUACGGCUAUUUAAUUCCGAUAUCACUGUAUGUAUCCAUUGAAAUGGUAAAGGUGUUGCAGAGUGUAUUCAUAAAUCAAGAUCAAGACAUGUACCAUGAAGAAACAAACAGACCAGCGCGUGCACGAACGUCAAAUUUGAAUGAAGAAUUGGGUCAGGUUGAUACGGUUUUGUCUGAUAAAACUGGUACUCUAACCUGCAACUCAAUGGAGUUCGUUAAAUGCUCGAUAGCAGGCGUUUCUUAUGGGCGUGGUAUGACAGAAGUGGAAUUAGCUCUGGCCAAAAGGAAAAAUGUGGAGCAGCUUGAUGCUGGUAAUACCUCAAACAUAUCAGAUGAUCAUGCUGUGAAAUCACGGAAAUCAGUUAAAGGUUUUAACUUUUGGGAUGAACGGAUUAUGGAUAGUCAAUGGGUCAAUGAACCUAACUCCGAUGUUAUACAGAAGUUUUUUAGAGUAUUAGCUAUUUGCCAUACAGCUAUACCUGAAGUUAAUAGAGACACCGGUGAGCUUUCAUAUGAAGCUGAGUCACCAGAUGAAGCUGCUUUUGUCAUAGCUGCUCGAGAAGUUGGUUUUGAGUUCUUUCAAAGGACACAAACAAGCAUCUCUUUGCAUGAAUUUGAGAAUGGAAAGACGGUUGACAGGUCAUAUGAGCUUCUUAAUAUGAUAGAGUUCAGCAGUGCUCGUAAGAGGAUGUCAGUGAUCGUUCGAAAUGCAGAAAAUCAGCUCUUCUUACUUUGCAAGGGUGCUGACAGUAUCAUGUUUGAAAAACUCUCUAAAGAAAGUCAACCAUUUGAAGAUCAAACAAAGAAUCAUAUCAACAAAUAUGCCGAGGCCGGUUUACGAACUUUAGUAGUUGCAUAUCGCCCUCUUGAUGAAGUAGAAUAUAAAACAUGGGAAGAAGAAUUCUUAAAAGCCAAAACUUCAGUUUCACUUGAUCGGGACAGUUUAAUAGAUGCUGCUGCUGAGAAGAUAGAACAGGACUUGAUUCUACUUGGUGCUACAGCAGUUGAGGACAAACUUCAAAAAGGGGUUCCUGAAUGCAUAGAGAAACUUGCAAAUGCUGGAAUUAAGAUUUGGGUGUUAACCGGUGAUAAGAUGGAGACUGCAAUAAAUAUAGGGUAUGCUUGUCGAUUACUAGCCCAAGGAAUGAAACAAAUUGUGAUCACAUUAGAUUCUCCGGAUAUUAAGUCCUUAGAAAAGCUAAGAGACAGAGAGGCCAUUGCCAAGGCAUCUAGAGAAAGUAUAGAGAAGCAAUUGAGAGAAGGAAGAUCACAGAUUGAUUUAGCUACAUCUAAAAGUAGCUCAGUUUUGUUUGCUUUGAUAAUUGAUGGGAGAUCUUUAGCUUUUGCUCUUGAUAAAAGUCUUGAAGAAUUAUUUUUAAAAAUCGCAGUUGAUUGCUCAUCUGUCAUUUGCUGCCGUUCUUCCCCUAAACAAAAAGCACUUGUUACUAAGAUGGUCAAAGAAGGUACAAGAAAGACAACAUUAGCAAUUGGCGAUGGGGCAAAUGAUGUUGGGAUGCUUCAAGAGGCGGAUAUUGGUGUUGGAAUUAGUGGUGCAGAAGGAAUGCAGGCUGUGAUGGCAAGUGAUUUUGCAAUAGCUCAAUUUCGAUUUCUUGAACGAUUAUUAUUGGUACAUGGACAUUGGUGUUACAGGCGUAUAGCUAUGAUGAUAUGUUACUUCUUCUACAAAAACAUUGCUUUCGGGUUCACACUUUUAUGGUUUGAAGCCCAUGCUUCUUUCUCUGGCCAACCCGCUUACAACGAUUGGUACAUGUCAUUCUACAAUGUUUUCUUCACCUCACUUCCUGUCAUUGCUCUUGGUGUUUUUGAUCAAGAUGUGUCCGCACGACUCUGUCUAAAGUACCCAUUGCUAUAUCAAGAGGGAGUGCAAAACAUCCUCUUCAACUGGCCAAGAAUCCUCGGAUGGAUGUUCAACGGUGUUCUAAGUUCCAUGAUCAUCUUCUUCAUUUGCAAGAACUCCACAAUCCACCAAGCUUUCCGUGAAGACGGCCACGUCAUCGAUUACGAAAUCCUCGGUGUCCUAAUGUACACUUGUGUAGUGUGGGCUGUCAACUGCCAAAUGGCGCUAUCCAUAAACUACUUCACCUGGAUUCAACACUUCUUCAUCUGGGGCAGUAUCUUCUUUUGGUACGUAUUUCUAGUGAUAUAUGGGUACAUAAACCCCCUAUGGUCAACAACAGCUUAUCGGGUGUUUGUGGAAGCGUGUGCACCGAGCCCGUUUUAUUGGAUGACCACUUUCUUGGUGGUUGUGUCGACCCUGUUACCUUAUUUUCUUUAUAGAGCUUUUCAAACGCGGUUUCAUCCAAUGUAUCAUGAUGAGAUUCAAAGAAGACGGUCGGAAGGUUGUGAGGAGGUGAGUCCUGGUGAGUUGCCAGGUAGGGUGAAGGAUAAAAUGGACCAUUUGAGUGAGAGGAUGAAGCACAGCCACAGGGAAAUAUAGGGUUGGGUUUUGUUUGUUUACUUGUGAAAUUACCAACAUAGCCUGCUGCUAUCAUGUAUGCUAACAUGUAAUAUGUAAAAUUUAUAGUGUAUAUAUUACUAGUUGUAAUUAAACGUGAUCCAUGUUUUUCCCUACAAGUGGUUAUGGAUCAAUUCAAGUGUUUACAUCAAUACGUUACCACAAUAAAGGGAUAUUGAAUUUGA
Helianthus annuus (common sunflower) is the source of this 4397-nucleotide messenger RNA. RefSeq names its product probable phospholipid-transporting ATPase 8. Gene Ontology annotation, molecular function: ATP binding; ATP hydrolysis activity; ATPase-coupled intramembrane lipid carrier activity. Lineage: Eukaryota; Viridiplantae; Streptophyta; Magnoliopsida; Asterales; Asteraceae. Gene Ontology annotation, biological process: phospholipid translocation. Gene Ontology annotation, cellular component: plasma membrane. The transcript is spliced from 11 exons. Bases 640 to 4194 code for a protein of 1184 amino acids. The record is from RefSeq and is a predicted model, not a curated record.